AUGGACGCCGACGCCGAGGAAGCUCUGGUGGCUGCGGUUCCUCCUUCGGAACUUGUCGACCCAGCUUGCUCCACCGGCCUCCGGCCAAUACUUCCGUCCUCUUCUGCACCUCCGCUCAGCCUCCGAUAUCUUGCGUGUCCAUACAACCGCGCGCAGGCGGACUUUAGCCCGGUCCCUGAACGGCCAACUUGCUCGCCCUGCCCUCUCGUCGGCCCUGCAGCUUUUCCGGAGAACUCUGCCUACCCCGCUGCAGAUCCAUCAGGGUUCGUGAUCGACAUCGACCAGGCCUUGUGGGCGCCACCUAUACCUCCCGUGUGGCUGCAGCCUCCGUCGCCACAAAAGCAUUCCGAAUCACUCGACACACUAUCGGCCCGUCGCAUCCCGGACUCAUGCUCGACCGCACCUUUGAACUGCCCACGUUUCUGCAAUCGCUCUGAUCGGUCGCCGAAGCUGGCCCUCCUGAUCCGCCAGCUUUCCGUUUCAAUCAUACGUUUGGCCGCGACGACCGUCACCGAUCUCGACGGACCUUGCUAA
Molecule: messenger RNA, 534 nt
Organism: Moesziomyces antarcticus
Lineage: Eukaryota; Fungi; Basidiomycota; Ustilaginomycetes; Ustilaginales; Ustilaginaceae
Exons: 2
Coding region: 1-534 (177 amino acids)
Source: RefSeq, a predicted model, not a curated record